UGGAGAGGUCAAUCAUGUCCCAGAUUAUCCACAACACCAUGAUGAUUCUACUCUUGAAGAGGAAAGAGUUGCUCUAGUUGAUGAAAUGAAGAAGAAGAAAAAGGACACGACAUUGAUACGGCACAAGAUGGAGCUGACAUUUUCCCUUAGGCGGAGAGAGGUAGUAGAGAAGCAGCCUAUGGUGUCAGAGGUCCAGGAGAGAUGGCCUGCACUGUUUUCCAAGGAGGAGAUAUGUGAAGAAUUUCAUCGGAUCACCAGCAAAGACCUCCUGGGCACUCUGAGGGCAUCCCUUGACACUUAUGUGCCUCGCCUGCUGAGACUGUACCGUGCUAGGAAGGGAGCUUUUGGUCAGAAGAUGGAAGACCUGCUGGAUACACUUGAUGAACAGACAUCGAACAUUGUGUUUCACCGACAGACAGCAGCACUGAGAGGCCUGCCCAUUUUUGUCCGGGAUGACACAACUGAGUUUUUCCUGCAGUGUUUGGACACUGAACCUGAAGAGAGAGUGCUCAGAGGUGUGUCUGUUGCCAUCCUCACCAUCAUUGAAGACGAUGAUGCCACCAUAUCAUCACCAAAUGUGCGAGACCUGGCUGUUGUGUUGGAAGGGGCCAUCAUCCUGCAUGACCUACCAGAUCUCGGUACUGCCUUUGCAUACCUCUUUGGCCUUCUGUACGCCAUGAACAUUGACUAUCCAAAGAAGAUGAGGUAUACCUUCGAAGCAAUUCAGAGUAUCUUUUUUGAGCUUGGCUCUCGAUGCUCGCAGCGCACAAGGUCUCUGAAAACAAAGCUUUUGCUGUGAAUG
This is a messenger RNA of Myripristis murdjan (pinecone soldierfish), 802 nucleotides long. RefSeq lists its product as uncharacterized. The record is from RefSeq and is a predicted model, not a curated record. The transcript is spliced from 4 exons. NCBI's taxonomy places the organism in Eukaryota, Metazoa, Chordata, Actinopteri, Holocentriformes, Holocentridae. Bases 86 to 799 code for a protein of 237 amino acids.